AUGCAACCGGGUGAGGAAAGCUUAAUUCUUCUAGAUGGAAGACACGAAUUUCCGUUCAGCUUUCAGCUCCCUCAAGAACCUCUGGUGACCUCUUUUACUGGGAAGUAUGGCAGUAUCCAGUACUACGUGAAAGCAGUUCUGGAGAGGCCUGCUGUGCCUGACCAGAGUGUGCAGACAGAGCUCCAGAUCAUCAGCCAUAUCGACGUCAGCUCACCAGCUCUCUUGACACCUGUUCUAAGAAGUCAGGAGAAGAUGGUUGGCUGUUGGUUUUUCACCUCUGGGCCAGUGUCUCUCAGUGCCAAAAUUGAGAGGAAGGGAUACUGUAAUGGGGAAGCCAUCCCAAUCUAUGCAGAAAUUGAGAACUGCUCUUCUCGUUUGAUUGUUCCAAAAGCUGCCAUUUUCCAAACACAAACUUACCUGGCCAGUGGGAAGACAAAAACCUUCCGUCAGAUGGUUGCCAAUGUCCGAGGAAACCACAUUGCCUCUGGGAGUACAGAUACCUGGAAUGGGAAAACUCUGAAAAUCCCACCUGUAUCCCCAUCUAUACUUGACUGCUGCAUUAUUAGAGUAGAAUAUUCAUUAGCUGUGUAUAUCCAUAUUCCUGGUGCUAAGAAAUUGAUGAUUGAAAUGCCUCUGGUGAUUGGCACUAUUCCAUGUAUUGGAUUUUCAAGCAGGAACUCCAGCAUUACCAGCCAGUUUAGUAUGGAUAUGAGUUGGCUGGCAUUGACCAUGCCCGAACACCCUGAAGCACCACCAAAUUAUGCUGAUGUAGUGUCUGAGGAAGAGUUUUCCAGACAUGUUCCUGCUUAUCCACCACCCAUUGACUGUGAGGAACAGUUGUGUUGUCCUGUCUUUGCUUACAUACAAGAGUUCCGGUUUCAGCCUCCACCUCUUUAUUCAGAGAUUGAUCCACAUCCAACUGAUGUAGAAGAAGUUCAGCCUGUUUCAUUCAUGAUCUGAAGAGGAUUUGUAACAAGCAUCAUUGUGAUGAAUGUCUUAAUCUUUCUGCUGCUUAAGCUGGUAGUGCAGCUAAAAAGGAAACAGUUUUCUUUUUCAAAACUUCAGUCUGUGUACGAGAAAGGCAAAGGAAAAUGGAGAAGGAGGUAUGAGCACGUUUGGUGAUAAAAGAGAACCUGCUGGAUUAGUCUGCACAGAGGAUAACAGGAGAGCAGCUAAACUUGGGAUACUUGAGAAGUACCUGAAACGAAAAUGCAUCAAGGAAAUACUGAAUGUUUUCCAAAAAGUGGAUACACUACACAAAGUACAAGGAGGAGAUGUGUGGAUCUUCUGAAAAGAAAAGGAUUUAUAUUUUGUUUGCAACACUCUGGAAGAAUGUACAUAGUGAUGUGGAGAACUCCUGUAGUAGAACAGAAUAUGGGGUAAGAAAACAUUUCCAAAAGAUUCCAGUGUUCGAGGGGCUUCAGCUUUGCACUGUCUGCAUCUAAAAAAGGAACACUACUGCAACUCAGAGCAAAGUCUUUACUUCAUAUUUGAUGGGAACCUGCCCUUCUCAUGACUGCCACGUGGUACUAUUGCCUCAUCCAUCAUGGUCCUGAGGACACCGUGGAUGACAGAAUGGCUAUUACGCAAUAUUAAAAAGGCAACCAUUUCCUGAAUGCAAGGCACAAGUGUGAAACAGAAUACUGAACUUUGAGAUGAGCUUAUGCACUAUGCUUUCUUUCAAGGGAUUUCUUAAGGGAAUUAUUCUAACCUCUUCUACUGUGAGUUCUUCUUCUGCAUCUUAAGCCUAUGGAUAGCAUGAUAAGGGGAAGCAUGGCAAGGGAGAAGCCUUUUGCCAGCUUAGCAAAAUGGACAAUAUUUAUUUAUUCAAAAGCCUUUAUAAGCCUACCUCUGUUUUGGAUAUUUACUUAUGGUCAGAUUUGAGACCAAAAAAAGUCUUGUUAAAGCUCCAGUAUACUUCAAGGUUCUAAAAGGGACCCUAAAUGGUUUCUGUGGUUAGUGAAUGCGAUAUGAGGUGUGGGGAGAGGUGUAAAUAUACCCAGAAUAGACAUAGCUUAUAACUGAAGUGAAAGCAGACAUCAGGGGAACAAAGUUCUCUGGUAAUGGCACAAAGCUUUUCAUUACUCCUGCAUUUUUGUCUAAAGAUCUAUUGUCAGGGGCUGCACUGGUCAUUUGCUAUCCAUACUAUAUUUGUUGGUGUGUUUCCUUGUUUGUUUUUUCUGUUUAAUUUUGUUUUGGUGCAAUAUUUUAAUGUUUUCUUCCUCAGGUCAUUUAGAACAGUGAGAGUUUGUUGCUGCUAAGAGUGAAGGCACAGCAUUUACUUGCCCUUCUGCUGCCUUCAUUAAAAAGUAGAAUGUUUGCUUCCUGCCAGCCAUCAAUUGGGAUCAGUAAACAAUCACCAACAGAUCACUUACAGGAGCAGAAAACAGCAUUGUCAACAUGCAUGUUUACAGUCCUGUCUGAAAAACAGGGGAUUUUGGACUACUAGAAAUACUCCAUAUGUCUUACAGAAGGGUUGGGGUUAAAACCCGGUGCUUCAUGUGGUGAAACAGUGUACUUUCUGAUAACUACCAACAUAGUAAUUGAGUUUCCUUCAUUUCAUCAAUAACUGCAGUUUAAACAAAGUCUAAAUGGUUUUUUAUGAAAUCUGUCUUCACUUAAGAAGAAGGGAUUUUUCUACAGGCAUACACGGAUAUAUAUUUUUAGUCUUCUU
Molecule: messenger RNA, 2674 nt
Organism: Ficedula albicollis (Collared flycatcher)
Lineage: Eukaryota; Metazoa; Chordata; Aves; Passeriformes; Muscicapidae
Gene: ARRDC4
Product: arrestin domain containing 4
Exons: 8
Coding region: 1-960 (319 amino acids)
Biological process (GO): protein transport
Cellular component (GO): plasma membrane; cytoplasm
Molecular function (GO): ubiquitin-like ligase-substrate adaptor activity
Source: RefSeq, a predicted model, not a curated record